AUGUCAGCAGGAGGUGAGGCGUAUUGCUCGCCCAUACGGCGGCCCAUAGGUUGCAUAUCCGCGGAUACAUCAUUGCGGAGUCCAUUGGGAUCGUGGUACUCGUGGGCAAGGGAUCAAUCACGGACGGGUAUGUCUCCAGUGGGCUCACCGCAGGGCCGCAGCUUUGCUGUGCAUUCGCGUCCUGAUGAUUUUACACCGCGGCGUGCCUCUCCUGUUGCGGCAAAUUAUGCCUCUCGCAUGUCUGGAAUUGGGCCAAUGUCCCCCCGUUACGCCAUUGUUGCCCGUCGGCGGUACCAAGUGAUGACGGCGGAUUACCCUGCCUACCCACAAGGAACUCCUACGCGGAUUUUGGCGUCCCAUGGCGGGACAUACUCUUCCGCCUUCUUAAAUGCUGGAGGGGUGGGGUCUUCCGCGCGUUAUUCAGUAAAAAACGCAAGUGCAUUAGCGGCGACAUCACAGUCGGCGCAGCAGUCCUCGUUACUCGAUGUCGUUGGUGUGUCGCGUCCCUCAUCUGCUCAUCCGUCGCAUCCACAACAAACAAAACAACAACCGCAAAAACCCAAAGAACCCCAAAAACAGCGACAAAUUGCGACUCCAGGACAGAAGGUGCGGGUGAGCCGAAAGGAAGAUGAUUCCAUUGUGACAAGCAGUAACGAUCUCUCCAAUACGGAUGAUGGGAUUACUGUACCGGCUAAAGUGUCGAGUCCGUCACCGUAUCCAAGCAGUGGAGUGCCAAGGACGGCUACAAAUCAAAUGAGAAUGAGCACUCCGACGGAAGCCUUCCCGGAUUACAAAUCGAUUGCAGUGGAGCCUAUUCCUCAGCAGAUUGUGCAAAAGGUUUCGAAUCCUGCGCCGCACUGUGUACAAAGGGCAAGUGUGCAGGGUACUUUGCAGAUAUCAUCCACGAUGGAGAACAGCUUCCUUGAAAGUUCACGAUGCAGUGACCUGAAUAUUACUCCUAACCGAGAAUUACCCAUUCAUGAAAGCUUGUGUAUUACGCCCCACCCAAAACCGACACCUGCCGUAUACGCGGCUCGUAUGUAUCCAACAAAGCAGUCAACGACUGUUCAUCGAUGCCUUAAUGGCAUUCCUGCACCAAAGGCACCGCCGCAACCAAUAACAGCCCCAGGAAGUACUACACCAGGGACAACUCCUGUACCAAGUGACGAAUGCAGCCGAAGCAGCACUGAAACUUUGAAUCUAAUCAGUCGUUGCGCACGGCGAGCCUCGCCGGUUUACAAUGUAAUUUCAUCUUUUGUUUCAUCUCGCCCACUCAUUGAAAAAUUUGUUCUACGCUGGCGCAACCACUACGAAGAAAACAAGAAUGCAUACUGCGAAGGAGGCUACAUGAGUGUUACUCCAGGCAAGAAGUUGAACUCUCGCUAUG
Molecule: messenger RNA, 1387 nt
Organism: Trypanosoma cruzi
Lineage: Eukaryota; Euglenozoa; Kinetoplastea; Trypanosomatida; Trypanosomatidae
Product: protein kinase, putative
Exons: 1
Source: RefSeq, a predicted model, not a curated record